Molecule: messenger RNA, 753 nt
Organism: Striga hermonthica
Lineage: Eukaryota; Viridiplantae; Streptophyta; Magnoliopsida; Lamiales; Orobanchaceae
Source: the annotation of a GenBank genome assembly
AUGGGUCUGUCAGUGGAUAGCGGCGGCGACUCGGCUCCCCAAACCACCCACAAGGUGUUCCUCCUAACCAACUACGCCCUCAUCGGCGCCGCCUCAAGCUGCGCCUUCCUCACCCUCUCCCUCCGCCUCAUCCCCUCCCUCCCCGGCGCCCUCCUCGUCCUCCUCCACGCCAUCACCAUCGCCGGAGCCGUGUUCGGCUGCGCCGCGGCCUCUCGCGGUGGUGGAUCCAGGUUGUACGGUGCCCACAUGGUGGCCACCGUCCUCACGGCCAUCUUCCAGGGAUCCGUUUCCGUACUCAUCUUCACCGGGCCCUCGGACUUCCUGGGCCACCUCAAGUCGUACGUCCGGGAGGAUGACGCGGUCGUCAUACUGAAGCUCGCCGGCGGGCUGUGCGCGGCGAUCUUCUGCCUGGAGUGGGCGGUGCUGACGCUAGCCUUCUUCUUGAAUUAUUAUGCCUACGUGGAGAGGAGGGGCGAUUUCUCGCGGUCAGCGCGACCUUGUGACCAGUCGUGUCCUUCAAGUCAGCAUCCUCGUCAGUCCGACACGAUCACCAUAGGACUUUCAUGGAGAGUCGGGCUCUCACCAACCAUGUCACUGGUCGAGCUGGAAGGACCACCUACCUUGAGCUUGUUGAACUACGAGGCACCGUUGGUCGCGCAUCGUGUAGCUGGGGAGGGGCUGCGUGCGCGCGGAUGUCGUGCGAUGUGCUCGGCUGGUCGAGGAUCGUGCGCAGUAGCGGUGCGCGGCGUGUGA